AUGGAGGGUCAGACCCGUCUCCGCCACAAGAAGGAGGCGCUCGAGGCGAAGGGCGAGUAUGUCCGCACCGUUCGCGGCACGCGCUUCAGCUCGGUGCCCAACGUGGACCCAGAUGGACCUCCCGCGGCUGGCCACGCCAUCUUCUGCCCUGAUGGCUUCAAUGGCGUGCCCCUUAGCGAGAUCGCCCGCGCUAUGCAGAGUAUGCCUGGUGUGAAGGUCCAUGUCUUUCCCUGCAAGUAA
Messenger RNA from Colletotrichum costaricense, 240 nucleotides. RefSeq lists its product as uncharacterized. The transcript has 2 exons. The coding region runs from base 1 to 240 and encodes 79 amino acids. Lineage: Eukaryota; Fungi; Ascomycota; Sordariomycetes; Glomerellales; Glomerellaceae. The record is from RefSeq and is a predicted model, not a curated record.